Messenger RNA from Alternaria arborescens, 1608 nucleotides. RefSeq lists its product as hypothetical. Gene Ontology annotation, biological process: transmembrane transport. Gene Ontology annotation, molecular function: transmembrane transporter activity. The transcript is spliced from 3 exons. Gene Ontology annotation, cellular component: membrane. Lineage: Eukaryota; Fungi; Ascomycota; Dothideomycetes; Pleosporales; Pleosporaceae. The record is from RefSeq and is a predicted model, not a curated record. Bases 1 to 1608 code for a protein of 535 amino acids.
AUGGCCACCGCCAGAGCCAGCGCCGAUGGCGUACACAACGCACCCGAGACACUUCGUCAAUCGGACGAUAAGAAGGACAUCACACAGGUCGAGCGCGUACUCUCCGUCGGAGACGAGAAAGGCGAGCAUGCGGACUACAACCGAAUUGACCAGGAAGUUGCCAAAUACGCAGGCGCUUCUGAAGUCUUUAUCUCCGAAGAAGAGAACAAGAGGUUGAAGAAGAUGAUCGAUCGGCGUGUACUGCCCAUUAUGGUCAUCACGUACUUUUUGCAAUCGCUAGAUAAGGGUACCAUGUCCGCUACCUCAAUCAUGGGUAUCCGUGACGAUGUUCCUGGCCUUCUUUCCAAGGAGACUUUUGGGUGGCUCACCACCUGUAUCUAUCUCGCUGUGCUUGUCGUCGAAUACCCAACCAAUUGGAUUCUCCAACGAGUACCAGUCGCCAAAUACCUUGGUUUCAACAUCCUCGCAUGGAGUACCGUACUUGCCUGCCACGCCCUCUGCUUCAGCUUCCCUGCGCUCGUUGCUGUCCGAACACUCCUCGGUAUCUUCGAGGCCGUUUGCCAACCGGCUUUCUUGAUCAUGACUGGUCUUUGGUACAAGCGUGAGGAGCAGGCUCAGAUCGUUACUUACUGGUACAUGAUGAACGGUGCCCAACAGAUCGUCGGUGGUCUUCUCGCAUACGCCUUCUCCACAAUCAGACAUCCUAGCUUCAAGGCGAACCCCGGAAAUGCGCCAAUUAGGUCAUGGCAAGCCAUCUUCAUCUGUUACGGCUGUGUCUCUUUCCUCUGGGGACUCUAUGUCAUUUUUACACUUCCUGAUAGCCCUAUGCGCGCCAAGUGCUGGUCUGAAGAAGACAAGAAGCUCAUGGUUGAGCGUGUCCGCUCUAACCAGACCGGUCUCCAAAACAAGAAGUUCCGUGCCUACCAGUUCAAGGAGGCUCUCCUCGAUCCCCAGACCUACUGCUACAUGGGUAUCCAGAUCUUCACUACCCUCCCCACUUCUGGACUCGGUGCCUUCUACAACAUCAUCAUUCAGGAUCUCGGUUUCGAUGUCCUCCAGGUUCAACUGCUCGCCAUGGUUCUUGGUGUAGUCAUUAUUGCCACACUCAUGGGCUCAGCCUGGAUGGUCAAGAAGACAAAGCAAAACCUGUUGACCAUGGCCGUUUUCAUGAUCCCAGCUUUUACUGGCACAAUCGUCAUCAUGACUGUCAAGAACACUAACAACGCCACCAAAGCUGGUCUACUAAUCAGUUAUUGGAUCAUCUUCACCUUCUGGGCUGCCCAAGGUCUCGGCAUGUCCAUGCUGACGCGCAACGUCGGAGGUCAGACCAAGAAGUCUGUCUGCAUCACCAUGAACUUCUUUGCUUGGUGUGCCGGUAACGCCAUCGGUCCCAAGGUCUUCUUUGACGGCGACCCACGCUACCUCAAGUCGCUCUCUAUCCAUCUCGGAUGUUAUUCUGCGCUACUCUGUGUCAUUGCCUUCCUGAGAUUCAACCUCAUGCUCCGCAACAAGAAGAAGGACCGCGAGUUUGGAAAGGAGAUUAGCAACGCUCACGGAUUUGACGAUCUGACGGACAAGGAGAAUCCCAACUUCCGUUAUGUUUACUAG